This is a messenger RNA of Acanthopagrus latus (yellowfin seabream), 5696 nucleotides long. RefSeq names its product DEP domain containing MTOR-interacting protein (gene deptor). The record is from RefSeq and is a predicted model, not a curated record. Lineage: Eukaryota; Metazoa; Chordata; Actinopteri; Spariformes; Sparidae. Gene Ontology annotation, molecular function: protein binding. The coding region runs from base 390 to 1598 and encodes 402 amino acids. The transcript has 10 exons. Gene Ontology annotation, biological process: negative regulation of TOR signaling; intracellular signal transduction.
AUGGGCACUGGCUGCGCCGUGGAGAAAAACGUGCACCCGUCCCCGUGCGGCGUGUCAGUGUCAAACAAACCCCGAGCCAGUCGAGCGGAGGAGCGCCGGGGCUGCUCCUCACACAGACGUUACAUCAGCAGGAGCAGCAGGAGCAGAUAAAUAGAGGGAUUCAUGGAGGAGGGAGCGCUGGAUGCAUGCGCGCAUUGAUGAGUGUGAGCGGUCAUCUGGAGGGUUUUUUUUUUUUUCUCUUUUCUCGAGGAAUUUCAAAGUGGAUCGAGGCUGAUGGAGCUGCUGAGACUGAGAGCCUUGGACCGCUGACUGGCUGCAUUGUUGCAUGACGAGGAUGGAUUAAUCCUCCACUUUCACCAGAGGAAUUAAUUGUGUUGUUACCGCUCUCCAUGGUGCUCGAGGGCAGAGAGAUGGACGGCAUCGGGAACACCAUGCAGAAGAAGGCUGCAGAGCUGGAGCGGCUGGCCGAGGUGCUCGUCACCGGAGAGCAGCUGAGGCUGCGGCUCCACGAGGGGAAGGUGAUCAAGGAUCGGCGGCACCACCUGCGCACUUACCCAAACUGCUUCGUGGCCAAGGAGCUCAUCGAUUGGCUGAUCGAACACAAAGAGGCCUCAGAACGAGACACGGCCAUCAAGAUCAUGCAGAAACUCCUAGACCAGAGCAUCAUUCAUCACGUAUGUGACGAGCACCGGGAGUUCAAAGACAUGAAACUGUUUUACCGCUUCCGGAAGGACGACGGCACGUUCCCAUUGGACAGUGAAGCCAAAGUCUUCAUGAGGGGGCAGAGGAUCUAUGAGAAGUUGAUGAACACAGAAAACAACCUGCUGCAAACCAGGGAGGAGGAGGGCGGGACGUUCGAGCGCACGCUGGUGGCCUCUGAGUUCAUCGACUGGCUGCUGCAGGAGGGCGAGAUGCCAACCAGGGAAGAGACGGAGCAGCUGGGCCGGAGGCUCCUUGAGCAUGGCAUCAUCCAGCACGUCACGAACAAGCAUCACUUUGUCGACGGGCCCCUCCUCUACCAGUUCAGGAUGAAUUUCCGGCGGCGGCGGCGAUUGAUCGAACUCCUCCACGAGCGCGGCCGCUGCAUCCCAGAGAGUCACGACAGCCCCUUCUGUCUCCGCAAACAGAACUCCGAUGGAGGCAACACCAGCUUCCUCUCAGUGAGUCCCACCAAAGAGAUAAAGGUGGCGGUCGGAGUCCGGCGGAGCAGCAUGAGCAGCAGCUGUGGCAGCAGCGGUUAUUACAGCAGCAGCCCGACGCUCAGCAGCAGCCCACCUGUCCUCUGCAACCCCAAGUCUGUUCUGAAAAGACAAGUGAGUCCAGAGGAGCUGCAGACACCAGGAGGACCUUUCCUGAAGAAGACAUUCACUAUUGUAGGCGAUGCUGUGGGCUGGGGCUUCGUGGUGCGAGGCAGUAAACCCUGCCACAUUCAGGCGGUGGACCCCGGUGGACCUGCAGCUGCUGCUGGCAUGAAGGUGUGUCAGUUUGUGGUGUCGGUGAACGGCCUGAACGUCCUCUCUCAGGACUACCGGGCCGUCAGCAACCUGAUCCUAACCGGACCCAGGACGAUUGUCAUGGAGGUGAUGGAGGAGGUAUAAGUUGGAGAUGAGCCACGACAGAAUCCCUCUUUGCGCAGAAGGUCUUCAGAGGUUUGGCGUUGGACCUUGAAAGCUACAGCAACAGAGCAACAUGGACUAUUUGGGACGCACCUCCAGUUCUCCCAUGUUCCCAAGUUGUUUGGAUAAGGUGUGUAACCGAGAGACAGAGUGUGUUUUUUUUUCUUUUUUUAAAGAUGAGGGGAACUCAGCUCAAGUAAAUGAUUCAACCUGUAGACAAAACACAGGUCACACUUGAUUUUUUUUGUUUUUUCUUCUUUGAAUUUAGAGGUUCAAAGUGCAAAAGCCACUUCUAGAGAUGGUUAUCCAUCAAUGUGCCCACACAGACUACCAGUCUUACUGAAGAGGCACCCAGACUUUGCGUUUUUAUUUGAGUUUCAAACCGGAACCGUGUCGUGAAUCUGUUGCUGAACAUGAUGUGUGUUUAAAGGUCGUCAAGAUGGUGCGAGAUUGAGAUUAGAAGUGGGAGGCGAACGAGCAAAAGCUGCAAGCUUAAACAAGGAGGAAUAUUUAAUGUCGAUGGGAUCAGCGACCUCUCCCCGAGUUGGUCUCCCUGCAUGUAUGGAGGCUCCUGUCGGCUCAACACUGCCCUCUGCUGGGAGAGACGGGACGACACACAGCGAGGGAGCGUUCAUACUACAGUAACACAAAUCACAUGUCUUUGGUUUCAGGGUGAUUAAUGGUUUUUCCUUGCUUCGGGAGCCAUCGUAUAGGGAAAAAAAAUGACUAGCCUCAUCUUGCGAAUGAAAAUAACAACUAAAUUGAUGCCCAAAUGUAUGUGUAGCUGCUAGAAAGUAGUUAGUUUACAUGAUAAUAAAUGCAGUGAUGAACUGUAUGUGAGAUAUACAGGCACAAUGUACAUAGAGAAAGUUACGAAAAGACUUAACGCACAAACAAAGUGAAGAAGUCCUGCUUUGAAAAUACUGCCGUUUAGCAGCUGAAGCCUCAUUAUUGUGAAAACAAGCUGCAGCACUGAGAACAUCUUUGAGACUUUGCAAACAACCAUUUUUCAAAAUUAGAACUUACCACUCCUCUGAAUUAGUAUAUUUUUGUUUAGACUUCUUUUCUAACGUGACAUAAUAUUCAGACCAGAAACUUCCACGGUGACAUGAGAUGUCAUUAUUUGUUCCUGAGAACUCAGAGUUCUCGGCUCCAAAAUAUGUAUAUUUUUUCUUCUAACAAGUGUUGGAUUUUUUGCCUAAAAACAAACAAACAAAAUCCUGGAUAUGUUUCUUACCAGUUGCAAUGCCAAAUUAUUGUAAUCAGAGUCAUAUUAUGCCAACUAGAUUUUAUUUGGAAACUUAUGCACGAAGGAUUCACGUGACCUUAAAUACAAAAUUUGCAUCUAUAUAUGCUUUCAGAGUUUGAAUGAUAUUUAAGGGUAUAGGACUGCUAUAAUGACAGAAGCACUUGGAUGACAAAAGCUUUCUUUAUUAAUACAAUUAAGAGUUUGAAUAUGUACAUUGCACACACACAUAUACAGUAUAUGUAUAUAUAAAUGGUGUGAUGGAGCUAACAGAGCUAAGCUCUUGUUGAAUAUUUUUAAAUUCUGUGUUUCAAUUUCUGAAUCCAUAAACAAAUGGUAAAGGUCCAGUGUGUAGGAUUAAGGGGGGACACGUGCACAGACAAGUUGGAUAUGUGAUGUUUUCAUUAGUUUAUAAUCACCAGAAACUAAUGAUGGUUCUGUUUUUGCUACCUUACAAUGUCCGCAGGUCUUCCGCCAUGUUUGCCUCUUUUUUUGGUGUGUUUUUAGCAGCAAGGUGAAGUGAAGGGCCUUCAAUCUGCAACAUCAUUAUAAUAAUAAUAAUAAUAAUAAUAACUCAAUCCUACAUGCUGGACCUUUAAUUCACCUCCAGUGCACUGGAGUGGGUGCCAAGAGACACAGUUAUACAAUUAUUGAUAUCUUCCUUUUUUUGUUUAAAAAAACCCCUUUAAAGGAAAUCUACUCUUGAGUUAGCUGCAGUAAAGCUGCUGUAAGCAGUGUCAUCGUUUCCUCGUCUCCUUUCUUUUUUUUAAGGCAGCUCACUUUGCCUUUUUCUUUUCUUCAAGUACUUGACUUGUAAUAUAAGCCAUUCUGUCAGAACAGGAGGAUCCUGCUCUCUGCCUGUUCUCUGAGCCGACAGGACUGCCUCCUUAUGGAGUACUCUGUCCUGAUUGGAUAAAAUGUGCAGGGAUACCAGAAAAAUACAUUUUCUUGUACUGCAUGAGCAGGAGGAGGAGACACACGGGUUCCUGACCAAACACUCUAUAACGGUGAUCACUGUUGGAAUAUAGAGGUAAUUUUACACUUAUUUGAUAAGAAAAUAACACUUACAGCAGCUUUAAAGCAGGCUCCAGGUUUAGAUGAAUGGAUUUGUACAUCAGUUGCCUCCAAUUUAACACCAGAGUUUAACUGUAUGUUUAUAGAGUGUGCGAUUAUGUGCUUAGACAUACUAGCAUGAGAAGAUUACUUUUAAAAAUGUAUAAUUAAAAAAACAGAAGAGCACGAAUAAGCGAUGCUUGUAUCGUAUUACAGUGUACGUCUGUAAUCCAAGUUGACACGUGAGUCAACACUUGUUUGUUUCUAGACUAAAGAACACUGCCUGGUUCAAUGGAUGUGUACAAGUUUAGCCCAGACGAUACAGAUGCGGUCACCGCACCUCUUUCCAUUUGCAGGUGAACAUUUAUUCAGGAAAUCUUUUAUUGCCAAACAGCGUAAUGAACACACAGCAUGUACAGUAAUGCUACGGUGAACUUCCUCCGAGUGUCCGAGGUGACCUGCAUCCCAUCGUUCUUUUUCUCCUCAAUGUGCUUUGAUGUCGUAAGCAGUGAAACGCAUGAUUCCUGUCAAUCUGUGCCGAUGUAGCAUUAUCCUGUGAUCCAAAGCGCUUCUUCUUCAGCCUAUCGACAUGUAGGACUGACUUAUCUGACAAAUCAUUUCAGAAGUCCAGUAGAUUUGAGCCUUUUAGAAAAGUCUUUGUUUCAGAUUUCCAGAUUCUGCAACGGAAAUGAGCAGAACAAUAAAAGUUCUUAUGUCUAUUAUAUAAAUAAGAAGUUUAUGGAAUUGUUAUAGAUAAUUAUAGAGUGAUGUGCUCUAGUUGACUCUGACAAACAUUAUUAACAUUUUUCACAGUUGCUGAUCUCAAAACUCUCCUCAAAAUAUACUGUAUUGAGACUGGGCCACGUUAAGUUCUUGUCAGCAGGGUUUGCAGCGUUUGGAGACGAGAUAUUUGGGCACAGAGAUUUUAGUGUUCUUUCAUUGGAUUUUUCCACACAACAAUUCAGCAGGUAACAUGACAAACAUCACUUCCUUACCCCAAACUGCAGACAUGAGUAAAUCGAGGGGUGUUCAUCGGUCUGGUGUUUGAUUUAAAAAAAAAAAAAAAAACCUCACCUCCUGCCAUCUUUUAACCCCUGUAUCUGUAACUUUAACUGUGCGUGGAAGUGAUCUGGCUAGUGGGUUUUGUGAUUCUGUGAAAAGAUGGAAAAUGUUGGUCUGAAAGCAGUUUUCGAAAAGAGCACGGAGACUGAUGAUGGUCACGGCUGGGUGUGUUGGGAAGUGCAGAAGUGACGGAGGGAGCGUCUCGGAGGGGUUUUUCUCAUGAAACGGGUUCACUGACUGUUCAACAUUAAGCCUGAAAGCAUUUGCCUUAAGAACUUAUUUCGCUGCUAAUCACAGUUGGUGGUCAUGUAGUCUGUCGCUCUGCUCCCAUCUCUGUUCUCUCCGGUCAUGCGUCGCUUCUUUAGACAAUCAGUGUUUUAAGGACACCACCUCUUUUUAAUAGCACAACAGCAGUUUCAAAAAGCAGUGGUCUGACAGAAUGUAUCUCACCGUCAUCUUCUACAUCAUGCUGCUUUUUUCUAUGAAUCGGUUCGCUCGUUUAAUUAAAGGGACUCUUCUUCUGCUUUACGUUCACCUCAUGAGUGGCCCAAACUUUUUAUUUUCUGCGAUAUCAGAGACUGAAUGUUGAGGAUUUGACGACAAUAUAAGCUCACAGUACCACAGUCUGUUUGUGACGGAGCAGCUGAAGCUCAUUCUGAUGUACUGAUGUAUUAAACAGUUGAUUAAGUGUUUAAUAAACAAACGGAUUAUACUCUGAA